Molecule: messenger RNA, 1759 nt
Organism: Cuscuta europaea
Lineage: Eukaryota; Viridiplantae; Streptophyta; Magnoliopsida; Solanales; Convolvulaceae
Source: the annotation of a GenBank genome assembly
UAUCACGCGGCUGUAUCGGAACAUACCGAAACCUCGUAUCCGCAUUUACUUCCUUCCUUGCUGUAGUUAGUUCUGGCCGGCGGACCAGAUUUGUAUCGCAGCCCCAAGUGGGCCCCCACUUCCCUCCUUUAUUACUUUCCUAAACUUAGAUUUUCCGCAGUUAUUGUUAUUAUAUGGAGCAAUAAAGAAUAAAAGUCAGAAAGAAAGAAGUGCAGAAUUGAGAGAUGGCUCUACCGCAAUGCCCAUUCCCAUCAUCAUCUCUCAGCCGCACCUCUAUCUUUCCCCACCAGUUGAAGUUCAGGUAUAAGCACAUUCCAGAUUUACCCUCCAGUGCCCGGAUUAGGAGGACCUGCUCUGCUGCUUUCUCUGCCUCGCCCAAUUCAUCCAUAACCUUUUUUCCUCAGUUGAUUGAAGCUUUAAUAAGUAGAAAAGACUUGACUGAAUCUGAAGCUGAAGAAUCUCUUGAGUUUCUGUUGGAUGGUGCAGACGAAGCUCUGAUUAGUGCAUUUCUUGUUCUUUUGAGGGCUAAAGGAGAAACCUAUGAAGAAGUGGUGGGAAUGGCAAGGGCUAUGAUAAAACAGUGUAGAAGAGUUGAAGGAUUAGAAGGCGCAGUUGUUGACAUUGUUGGCACAGGAGGUGAUGGCGCAAACACUGUAAACAUCUCAACUGGCGCUUCCAUUCUUGCUGCUGCUUGUGGUGCCAAAGUUGCUAAGCAAGGGAAUAGGUCAAGCUCAUCUGCUUGUGGAAGUGCUGAUGUACUGGAAGCUCUAGGGGUUGCUAUUGAGCUAGACCCCGAGGGGGUAAAAAAGUGUGUAAAUGAAGCAGGAAUUGGAUUUAUGAUGUCCCCCAUCUACCACCCAGCAAUGAAGAUUGUUAGUCCUGUCAGGAAAAAACUAAAAGUCAAGACAAUAUUUAAUAUCCUGGGCCCAAUGUUAAAUCCAGCCAGAGUUCCUUUUGCUGUUAUUGGAGUCAGCAAAGAAAACCUUGUCUACAAAAUGGCUAAAGCAGUUCAACGUUUUGGCAUGAAAAGAGCAUUGGUAGUUCACUCAGAAGGCCUAGAUGAGAUGAGUCCUCUUGGAAGGGGCUCAAUCCUUGAUGUUACUCCAACUAAGAUUGAGAAAUUCCCAUUUGACCCAUUGGAUUUUGGCAUUCCACGCUGCACUUUGGAGAGCUUGAAAGGUGGAUACCCCGACUACAAUGCUAUGACACUUAAGCGAGUUCUAUGCGGCGAAAGCGGACCAAUUGGUGACGCAUUGGUGUUAAAUGCAGCUGGAGCUCUCUUUGUCAGUGGGCUUGUAGAAAGUUUGGGUGAAGGAGUGAGUCUUGCUCGAACAACAUUACUCUCAGGCAGAGCUUUGGAUGUUCUUCAUCUUUGGAUUCAAGUUUCAAAUAAUGUCAAAGAGUCAUCACAUCUCAGCAGUCUAAGCAUAGGCCCCCACUAAAGUGGGCCCGGCUAACUCUUGACGAAUUUUACAACGAUGGUCACUCCAAAAUCCAAAUGCUUGGCCAGCUGAGGAGAGUACCUAUCCUGCUUCUUUUCGUUGGGAAUACCAUCAUAAUAAAAAAUAAUAUUAGCCUUAUAGAAGUACUCCGUAUAUUUUUUUGGUACAUUGGAAAAUAACAUUAGCCUUUAUUGUCACUAUAAUUUAUAGAGAAAUAAUAUUAGCCUUUAUUAUUAGUUUAUUACUGUGCAUUUAUUUCUAGUGCUACAACUCUAGUGGUAAUAUUGUAAUAGUAAUAAGAGAAAAUAUAUGGAGCA